GAACAAUUUAUGACGACGUCACCUUUGACGUGUAUUGGAACGGAGACUGUUCUAACCCUUGCACGUUGCAAGUUUGGAAUUACGAUCUUGACGUACUCCAAUACUCGUACACUGGUAACGACGUGAGCGUUCAACUCUUAUUCCAAAACUCUUCCGGAGUCAGGAUAUACUUCUUCUUUCAAAGUGGCUAUGGCAGCAACGUGUCAAGUCCUUUGUAUACUGUUCAGGCCGAUCCAUAUGUAGCAUCCAUGUCGCUCACUUCCGUUGCAUCCAUUGCAUCCAUUGCAUCCAUUUCGUCCAUUUCGUUUUGGUCCGUCUUAUCGACGUCAACUCAUACCUCUAGCAGGACCACAUCAACUUCGGAUUUCAGCCCUACCGUGCCUCCCACCCAGAGAAAUUCUACGCAUACGACAGUCAUUAUAGCCGGUGCGGCUGGUGGUGUACUGGCUCUCGUUAUCUUUUCUGCUCUCCUUUUUUACUGCUUACGCUUUCGUGGGAGUGGAGGUCAAGGUGGCGCAGAUCUUAAAGGUCCCGUCGCACCGGUGCCCUUGGGAGGGCAUGCCGGCUUCACCGGUGCUAAUAUGGGUAUGGUGGGAGGGAACGUUCACACACUGGUGUAUCCGUCGCCUGGGUCCAUGACUGGUCAUCAUACUUCGGAUACGGGAGGUGGUUCCGGAUAUGACAAUCUCCUGACAGAGGCAGCGAAUCCCGGAAAUGCGAGUCCGCCAAAUAGUCCCAUUUCGGCCGGCGUAGGCUCGGGACCUUCACGUGUUGCGAACCCUGGUAGCGACUCAAGCCGCCAAAGCGGGGAAAGGAGCUCACAAGGCCACAGAGGUAUCUCGUUUCCGGAUUCCUCUCCACUCGGGAGGAACCCCGGUGAAGGCCCUACCGUCCAAAUGUCCGUUCUGCGAUCAGCGCCACAUCCAGUGCCAGACGGGAAGCCCGAAUAUCCCUAUGGUAUACCCGAGUUGGGUUAGGUUUCUGCCCGAGAUCUCUCUUUGGUGUAUAUUUGAUUUCGGCGUACUUUGAUAUUUCUCUUGAGUUUUGUAGUCCAUCUGUGGGGUAUACCAGCCUCGAUAUAUUGGAAUUAAGGCUGAAUU
Molecule: messenger RNA, 1100 nt
Organism: Cantharellus anzutake
Lineage: Eukaryota; Fungi; Basidiomycota; Agaricomycetes; Cantharellales; Hydnaceae
Exons: 6
Coding region: 249-977 (242 amino acids)
Source: RefSeq, a predicted model, not a curated record